ACUCCACUCAUACCACAUCGUGAACGCAGUGAAAUCCUCCCGUCACGUUCCGUUCGACAUUUAAAACACUGCAUUUCUGAAAUAAAUUUGAAAUGGCGGAGUCGAAGUCAAAACUCCCCUUCGCUGCUGAGUAUGCCAAGAGUAACAGAUCUAAAUGCAAAGACUGCGGGGAAAUGAUAUGCAAAGAUGAUCUCCGACUGGCUUUAAUGGUGCAGUCGCCAUUUUUCGAUGGCAUGCAGCCCAACUGGUAUCACUUUGACUGUUUCUGGAAGGUGGUGAAAAGUGCGGUGAAAUCUACUGGUGAUAUAGCCCACUUUGACGCCCUGCGCUGGGAUGAUCAAGAAAAGAUCAGGGGUUGUAUUAGUACCGGCGGGACCACAAAGGACAAAUUUACCUCAGUGGGUACUCUGGAAGACUUCACCGUGGAGUACGCCAGGUCCAACAGAAGCAGUUGUCAUGGAUUAAAAUGUCAUAGCAAAAUUGACAAGGAUGAGGUACGCGUCGGUGUUGGCUACACUAGUGAGACGCCUGGAGGUGACGCCUAUAGUGGGACUCGGUGGUACCAUCUCAACUGCUUUCUCGUGCCAGAAAACUUUGCUGAGGUUGAGUGGAAGGACGCCUAUGCUGUGGAAAUGAUCACUGGAUUCAAGCAGCUGAAGCCGAAAGAUCGGAAAACUUUGACAGAGAAGUUCCCAGCAAAGCGAAAGGCUAAACAAUCAGUUGAUGAACCUGAUGCUAAAAAAACCAAAGUGGUGGACGAGGAAAAAGAAAAACUCAAGGCACAGAGUAAUUUUAUCUGGAAAAUCAGGGAUGAACUGCGAAAGAAUGUUUCCCAAUCUUUCCUCAAGGAGCUACUGGCAGCCAAUGAUCAGGCUAUACCAACCGGUGAAAGUAAGAUUCUUGACAGAGCUGCUGACUGUAUGACCUUUGGCCCGUUAAAGCCAUGCACAGAAUGCAGCAACGGUCAGUUUGCCUUGGCCAACGGCGGCUACCAUUGCCAAGGUAACAUGUCCGCCUGGACCAAGUGUACCGUCUACACACAGGAUGUGCAGAGGAAAAAACUGGUCAUUCCUGAGGACUUGGCAGAGAGUGACGAAUAUCUUGCAUCAUUCAAGUUUAAAGCUUACAAUGGAGGCAAACGGAUCUUCCCUAAAGAAGAAGGUGUAGCAGGGCCUUCAGGAACUGCAAAGCAAAAGGACAAACCGUUGCUCAAUCUGGAGAUAGCCAUGGCGGGAAAAGUUGGUAAAUCGGUCGCUGCCGUGAAGAAGAUCAUUAGCAAACUUGGAGGGAAAUACUCGGAUAAAGUCUACGUCUCCACAGCCUGUGUGAUCAGCAAAAAAGAUGAGGUCGAUAAAAUGUCCAAGAACAUCCAGGAGGCCAAGAAGUGUGGAGUGCACGUCGUUCCCUUGGACUUCCUCACUGAAGUAGAGAAAGGUGGCGACGUCUUGGAGUUGAUUCCUAACCUCAACAUUGCCACAUGGGGCACAGACGUCAAAAGCAGGACAGGAAUUAAACAGCUAGAGUCUCUUGAGGAUAUGGGCGUCAGGAUGGGAAGUUAUAAUCAAUACCGCAAGAAAAGUGCCAAGAGCACUGUUAGCUCCAUGGGUGUCCAGAAGGUGCAGUUGAAGGGCGGUGCGGCUGUCGACCCAGAAUCAGGUCAGUUGCAUUUUAAAACUGUUCACAUCAUGUCACAACACUUGUUUUAAUUUUUGAAAGUUGGU
This is a messenger RNA of Patiria miniata (bat star), 1721 nucleotides long. Its product is annotated as poly [ADP-ribose] polymerase 1-like. Gene Ontology annotation, molecular function: zinc ion binding; DNA binding. NCBI's taxonomy places the organism in Eukaryota, Metazoa, Echinodermata, Asteroidea, Valvatida, Asterinidae. The coding region runs from base 93 to 1706 and encodes 537 amino acids. The transcript has 12 exons. The record is from RefSeq and is a predicted model, not a curated record.